Bolinopsis microptera is the source of this 620-nucleotide messenger RNA. RefSeq names its product aurora kinase B-like. The transcript is spliced from 3 exons. Gene Ontology annotation, cellular component: chromosome passenger complex; spindle pole centrosome; spindle midzone. The coding region runs from base 15 to 620 and encodes 201 amino acids. Gene Ontology annotation, molecular function: protein kinase activity; ATP binding. Gene Ontology annotation, biological process: protein phosphorylation; mitotic spindle organization; regulation of cytokinesis. NCBI's taxonomy places the organism in Eukaryota, Metazoa, Ctenophora, Tentaculata, Lobata, Bolinopsidae. The record is from RefSeq and is a predicted model, not a curated record.
UAAGUAAAACAGCCAUGUCACUGAGCGACCUCCCAAAGUCGGACUGGAGUUUGAAUGACUUUGAGGUUGGUAAACCACUAGGAAAAGGAAAGUUUGGCAGAGUGUAUCUGGCGCGGGAAAAGCGCACCAAGUUCAUUGUGGCGCUGAAAGUGCUGUUCAAGUCUGAGCUGAGGAAGAACCGAGUGGAACAUCAGCUGAGGAGGGAGAUUGAGAUUCAGUCUCAUCUUGAUCACGAUAACAUUCUCAGAUUAUACGGCUGGUUCCACGAUGAAACGCGGAUAUACCUGAUUCUGGAGUUUGCACCUAAAGGUGAACUGUACGGAGUACUCACUAAACUUGGUAAAUUUGACGAGAAAGUUGCUGCGAAUUAUAUUCUCCAGCUUUCCUGUGCUCUUCAACACUGUCAUCAAAACAACGUGAUUCACAGAGAUAUAAAACCAGAGAAUCUACUAAUCGGAGGUAAGCCAGGACACACGGACUGGGACGUACUGAAGAUAGCAGACUUUGGGUGGAGUGUGCAUGCGCCCAGUAACAGACGCAAGACCAUGUGUGGUACGCUGGAUUAUCUUCCUCCUGAGAUGGUUGUAGGGAAAGAGCAUGACGAUAAGGUGGGAAAUUAG